AUGGAGUACGGUGCCUUUGGCUGUGGUGGCUCCUAUUUCGAAGGAUUUUGUCCAAAUGGAAUGUAUUGUCCAACACCUGCACAGAUUAUUCCCUGCAAAAGUGCCACUGAAUUCUGUCCAACAGGAGUGACUAAGGCAUUGUCUUGUCCAGCAGUAUUCGACUGCAUCGAAGGUCGAGCUGAACGACAACGAAUCAUCAUUACCGUUAUGACCACUGUCGCCGUGAUCUUAUUCGUUGUGAUCAUCUUUGCUUUGCCGAUCUCUGCAAAACUUUUCAAAUGGAUCUCUGAAAAACUCUUCAAGAGGAUGCCUUCAAUGAAAAAAUGGUUUGGUAAACACAAACUGUCCGAUCCGUUCGAUGUGAGUGAAUACUUUCAAGAACCACCUGAACCCAAUUACGAACCAGAAAAAUGCAUUAAACUUCAUGUUCAUUUGAAGGAGGCUAAACUUCGCGAUGUCAAACGUUUCGAUAGAAAGAAAAACCAAGGAUUUACUAGUCGCAUAACUCCUGGCAAGAUAACAGCGCUCAUGGGUGGCUCCGGUUGUGGUAAAAGUAGUCUUCUCGAAACCAUUUACGGUCGACGACGAUUGAGACCCGGUGGGUCGAUCACUUUUGCUAAUCACAAGCCUUUAUCACACAUUCUCACCGACUAUGUUGGUUAUGUGCCACAAGCGGAUAUUAUGCACAAUGAUCUGACUGUGUUCGAGACUGUCUACUAUUCUGCUCGUGCACGACGAUUGGGCGGUCCGAAGCAGACGUUAAUUAAUGAUGUCUAUUUCGUUUUGAAAAAGCUUGGUUUAGGAGAUAUGCAUGAUGAUUUCAUCAAGACGCUGUCAGGCGGUCAACGAAAACGAGUCAAUGUUGCUUUGGAAGUCGUUGCUUGCCCGAAAGUCUUACUUCUGGACGAGCCGACAUCUGGUCUGGACACCGUGUCUUGCGAUGAGCUCUUCGAACUCUUGCAAUUGAUCAAGUGCAGUAAGGCUGGACCUGUGACAAUCGUUACAGUUAUUCACCAGCCAAGUCAUGAAUUAUUUGAAAAAAUCGAUAACAUUUUCUUCUUGACCCGAACGUGCUGUUUAGCCUAUCAAGGUCCACGAUCUCAUGCAAAGAAUUUUUUAGAACAGAAGAUCUUUCCUGAUUCUCAAAAUAUUCCUCCACCGCGACAUAACGAUUGCGAUACAUGUAUUAUCAUGCUGACCAAAGCAAAAGAUGAUAUUAAGAAUCAUCGAAUCGAAAGUCAACGAAUCGCUCAAUCCCUCACAACAUAUUCUUGGUCACAGCGAGCCUGGUAUCCUUUCUUCUACGUCUUACGACGAUCAAUACGACAGAUUUAUAUUCGUGGAGUUGUUGCCGAAGUUGCCUAUAUGCUUGCUUACUUCUUGCUAGGAUUUAGUCCAACAAAAGAAGAACUCAGACCAUUUGGUUUCGUUGUGGUUCUUUCAUUUUCGAGACAUGUGCAAAGUCUAUUAUUUCAACAAGAGUCGAAACUUUAUUUGGAAGACGUCGAAUCAAAGGAUCACAUUUGGGGAACAUCGGUGGAAGGUCUUGCUAAAGCCUUUGACUUCAACAACAGCGAGAAUCCGACUUUAUGCCUAGUGAUUAUCGGGUUCUCCGUACGUUUUUUGACGUAUAUGUUUCUUUAUCGCAAAUCGGAAUAUCGGUCGAAAGCUCGAUUUUAUGUCACCAAUCCUAUUCUCUUGAUCAAAAAUUUACUCACAGCGAAAUCAUGUCGAGAUCGCAGCGUGAACCGCUCAGGUCAAUCACGUCCGACUGAAUCCCAACCAAAUUCGGACCAGAUUCCGUUGUGUUCAAUUGCUUUAUCUGAGCAAGAAAGUGGUAUACCGUGCUCGCCUUUGGACACUGAUCAACACGAACUCAUACUUUUACCCAUCCGAUAG
Molecule: messenger RNA, 1899 nt
Organism: Adineta steineri
Lineage: Eukaryota; Metazoa; Rotifera; Eurotatoria; Adinetida; Adinetidae
Source: the annotation of a GenBank genome assembly